AUGGAACUAUCCAAGACUUCCAUGGAAAAAAUUGAUGAUGCAAUUAAAUCAAUGGCUGAUUUUGGUUUCUCAAAGGAAACUGUUGCACGAGUAUUGAAAAAACUACUAAAAGUAUAUGAUGGAAACUGGGAGCAUAUAGAAGCUGAUAACUAUUCUGUUUUGGCUGAUGCUAUACUUAGUGAUUCAGAUCCCGAACAGGAAGGGCAGAAAAAGCGAGCUGAGAAGAAGAAUCUGGAUUCAGACCACCAUAGAAAGAAGCUCAAGACUAAAGAGCAUGGCCAGAAGGCGAAAUCUUGUAUGCAUGGCAGUGUGAAGAGAGAGUUGGCUGAAGUGCCACGUCAGCAAGAAGCAGAAUCCCUUGAGGGGAGAACCACUGCUAACCAAUUGCUGGAGUCUUCACAAACUAUCAUUAGUAAGGAACAAAAAAUGAAAAUAAGUCGUGCAGAGACUACAAGAAUUGGUGAAAAUGGUUCGACUUUACUUGAAAGUCAAGAUCCUUGCACCUUUGAGACCCCACUUGCAGUUAUGUGUCCUGAAGUUUUAGAACCCAGCUGUCAUAAUGGACAUGAAGAUGCUCACAUGAUUUCUGGUGUCAAGCACCCUACUGAUAAGAAGUUUAAAGGUAUUUUGGUUGCGCAUGAAGGACAGAUGGUUGAUGCAUGUAGCAGCCAAGCAAUUGUAAUCAGCAAAGAUUUUUCCACCAACUUUGAGGUUGAAUUGUCCAACUGUGGAAAAGGGAAGCUAUCAUUCUUGUUCAACCCUUCCUUGGCAAAUGGUUCUGAUUUUCAAAUGCCUGGCAUUGAGUCAAUAUGCAAGGCAAUGGAGGCUAAAUGCCUCAGGACAUACAAGAUCCUAGAACCCAAUUUCUCUUUCAUGAAACUUUUGGAUGAUACUUGCCAGUGUAUUCUUGAUCUGGGUUCUGGACCCAAUGGUGGUAGUGCUGAUUCUGGAGGUAACCAGAAUAAUCCUAGUAAUAUGCAGGUUAUUCAGCAUCUACCCACAGGCAUCAAGAGACAAUAUCAUGAUGUCAAUGAUAUAACGAGGGGUGAAGAAUGUUUGAGCAUUCCAAUAGUCAAUGGAGAGGAUGGGGUUCUUCCUCCUCCAUUUUACUAUAUAUCGCAAAAUACCACCUUCCAAGAUGCCUAUAUCAACCUCUCACUUGCUAGAAUUGGAGAUGAAAAUUGUUGUUCUGGUUGUUUUGGAGAUUGUCUAGCAGAGCCACUUCCUUGCGCUUGUGCACGAGAAACCGGUGGAGAAUUUGCAUACACAAGAGAUGGCCGGCUUAAGGAAGGAUUUCUAGAUGCUUGUGUCUCAAUGCUCCGGGAACCACUUGAACGAUCUUACUUCUACUGCAAGGGUGUUUGUCCUAUUGAACAAAUGAAGGGAGUAAACAAACCUGAAGCUUGUAAAGGGCACCGUAUUAAGAAAUUUAUCAAGGAAUGCUGGAGAAAAUGUGGUUGUACUAGAGAUUGUGGAAACCGUGUGGUUCAGCGAGGCAUUACUCGCAAGCUGCAGGUGUUCUUAACUCCAGGGAAAAAGGGUUGGGGCUUGCGCUCUGCUGAAAAUCUUCCUCGUGGUGCUUUUGUCUGUGAGUAUGUUGGUGAAAUAUUAACAAACACUGAACUAUAUGAGCGAAACACUGAGCUAUCUGGGAAAAAUAACCAAAAGGCUGGUAAAGCAAAGCAUACAUAUCCUGUGCUCCUCGAUUCUGACUGGGGCACUGAAGUUGUUCUGAAGGAUGAGGAAGCCCUCUGUCUAGAUGGUACUUUUUAUGGGAAUGUGGCGAGGUUUAUAAACCACAGAUGCUUUGAUUGCAAUAUCAUUGCAAUUCCUGUUGAGAUUGAGACGCCUGACCACCACUACUAUCAUCUGGCAUUCUUCACAACGAGGGAAGUAGAGCCUUUUGAAGAACUGACAUGGGACUAUGAAAUCGAUUUUGAUGAUGUCAACCAUCCUGUCAAGGCAUUCAAAUGCCAUUGUGGAAGCAAAUUUUGUCGGGACAAAAGGCGCAUAUCAAGUUGUUUUGCUGGUGAUAUUUUGUUGCUUAGGUUAUAUCAGCUGACUGUAAAGGUUGACAUGCUUCCACAGGAGGAUCUAAAUCUAGAGCUCUGGUGUUACCUUGAGAAUAUUCAAGAGUCUCAAGGCGAUAACGAGUUUUGCAGGGUCCUAUUCUGA
Messenger RNA from Miscanthus lutarioriparius, 2175 nucleotides. The record is from the annotation of a GenBank genome assembly. NCBI's taxonomy places the organism in Eukaryota, Viridiplantae, Streptophyta, Magnoliopsida, Poales, Poaceae.